GGAGACUGAAGGAAGCGGAGUGUGUGCAGAGAGGGUUAAUGCAGGUUACACAUUGGUGUAAAUCAGAGAUAAAGCCAAUACAGAAGACUCUGCUCUAGGAUCACAGUGAAUAGUGUAACACAAUGCUGGUGUGCUGAUCUGUGGGGGGCGUGUCCCACUCAGGCCUCUAGCAUUCUCAUUGGCUCAAUCCUCUUCCUGGAUAUAACUGCUGUAUCCCUCCGCCGCACUAUUUCUUGUGCACAGGGGAGAAGACACAGGGGAGAAGUCAGUCUGCUGGAAUCACCGGGAACUCCAUGUUCAAGGUGUCGUACUGCAGGGUAUAAUUCUCCUGUAGCUCAGAGGUCUUAAAGAUGAACAGGAUCACAAGAGAUGGAUUACGUGAAAGGCAAGUUGUCCAGAAGAACCUCAACCAAACCCAAAGUUUCACAGUGAGAGCACCAUUUACAUACAAUGAAUCUGGCGCAUCGUCCAACCAGGACACUAAAACCCUGAGAGUUCAGAAAUAUCCCACAGACAUGAGGCCUUCUGUUCCCAAUACACAAAAGAAACAAAAAUGUCACACAAAGAAACCCCGGAAUCUCACUUUCAAUGAAGCAAAGUCAAAAUCAUCAGUCGCUGGAAAGAGGUCUGGUUUCUCUAAAGUCCAAAGUGUUGUGAAACCUUUUAUCUGCAUAAAAUGUGAGAGGAGAUUCUGCAGCAGAAGGAACCUUCUCACCCACCAGAGAAUCCACAUGGGGAGGAGGUUUGUCUGCUCUAAAUGUGGGAAAUGUUUCUCAUACAGGAAGAUCCUCAUAGCUCAUAAUUGGCUUCAUACUGGGAGGAAACCCUUCACCUGUACUGAAUGUAAUAAGGGCUUCUUAUGGAAGAGAGACCUUGAGAAUCAUCAUCAUGUCGCAGAAUCCAAACCAAUAGUCUGUGAUCUAUUGAAUAAGGAAGAAGAGAAGCCACUUGUCAACAGUGAUUGUGGGAAAAACUCCAGAGAGAAGAGGAAACGCAAAGUUCAUCAUUAUAAAGAAGAGAAACCAUUUGUCUGCAAAGAGUGUGGGAAUUCCUUCAGUAACAAGCACACCCUUGACAUUCAUUUCCGCAGCCACACAGGAGAGAGUCCGUUUGUCUGUAUUGAGUGUGGGAAGAGCUACAAGAGUCAGAGUAAACUCGCUGUUCAUUUCAGGAUUCAUACUGGAGAGAAACCAUUUACCUGCCAGCACUGUGGGAGAAGCUUCAGGGAUGGAGAUGUUCUCAAACAUCAUAUUUUGACUCACACAGGGGAGAAACCAUUCGUCUGUACUGAGUGUGGGAAAAGCUUUACCAAAAAAUAUUAUCUGAAAUCUCAUGUUUAUAUUCACACCGGAGUGAACCCAUUCAGUUGCACUCAGUGUGGAAAAAGCUACAAGAAGAAGAGGGAAUUAGUCCUUCAUCUUAAAAUUCACGAAGGAAAGACUUUCCCAUGCACAGAGUGUGACAAAUCCUUCCCAGCACCCUGGCAGCUCAAAAGGCACCAAAUGGUGCACACCGGGGAGAAACCAUUCAAGUGUUCAGAGUGUGGGAAAGGCUUCCGGGAAAAAGGAAAGCUGGACUUGCAUUAUCUCAUCCAUACGGGCCUUAAACCUUUCGCAUGUUUGGAGUGUGGGAAACAGUUUAGAUGGAAGGCUGAGUUCCAAAAUCACCGGUCGGUACACACUGGGGAGAAACCAUAUGCCUGCACUGAGUGCGGGAAAAACUGCGCAAGUAACAGCGAUCUAAGUAAUCAUCUUCGGCUUCACACAGGAGAGAAACCGUAUGCCUGCACUGAGUGUGGGAAAAGUUUCCGGAUUAAGAGUGAACUCGCCAUUCACCGUCGGACUCACAUAGGGGAGAAGCCGUUUGGCUGCACUGAUUGCGGGAGACGGUUUCUACUUAAAAGCAGCCUCAGCGCACAUCAGCGCGUUCACACCGGAGAGAAACCCUUUGUCUGUGCCGAGUGCGGGAAAAGCUUCAAGGACCAGAGUUCCCUCAAGCACCAUUUACAGACUCACAUCACGGUUUCUGGGACACAGUCAAGAAAAAGAUAAAUGUUUGAAAAUUGUUUUGUGCUCAAUUUGGGGCUUUUUUUAUGUUAUUUUCAACAGAUUUGCACUUAAAUAUCUGCAACAUUUUGCUCAAUUCUAUUUGAAUUUACUCUUAUAACAUUCCUAUAAUACUUUCUUCAAGUAAGUAAGACAUUUUUAUUUUGUCUUCCAAAAAAAAUAGGUUUUUAUCACAGUUGUAAAAGUAGUAAAAUGUUUUGUUGAAAAAUCCGUUGAUAAUUCAUAAACGAGAUGAAAAUGAGAAAAAUGAUUGACAUCUUGUAAAACAGGAUUUUUAAAUAUAACCCGUCGAGUGAAUGUGGACGGUUUCAGCCGACGGUAGAGACUAUGGAGCCUAUUUCUGGCCUCUGUCACAAAACUAAAUAGAGAUAAAGGCCACUCAGACAUAAAGUAUAGAGACAUAUUAAUCAGAGUGAGACUACAGCUCAGCCAAGUUUACCAAUACGAGUAAGUUCACUCUUUAAAGGAACAGUUCAGUGUAAAAAUAUAAACUGGGUAAAUAGACUGUGCAAAAUAAAUAAUGUAUCUAAUAUAGUUAGUUAGGCAA
Messenger RNA from Xenopus laevis (African clawed frog), 2613 nucleotides. Its product is annotated as gastrula zinc finger protein XlCGF57.1-like. The record is from RefSeq and is a predicted model, not a curated record. Bases 351 to 2051 code for a protein of 566 amino acids. The transcript is spliced from 2 exons. NCBI's taxonomy places the organism in Eukaryota, Metazoa, Chordata, Amphibia, Anura, Pipidae.